Molecule: messenger RNA, 549 nt
Organism: Plasmodium coatneyi
Lineage: Eukaryota; Apicomplexa; Aconoidasida; Haemosporida; Plasmodiidae
Exons: 1
Coding region: 1-549 (182 amino acids)
Source: RefSeq, a predicted model, not a curated record
AUGAGGAUCUACGAUCGAAUAAUUCAGUGCACCAACGGGCGCUACGGGAACAAGACAGAGGAGACUUCCUCGGAAAGUGAAGGCAGCACGGACAGCUCAAGUAUAAUGAACGAAAAGAUAAACCCCUCUAACUACGUCACGUAUGAAUGCCAGCACAUUUUGUUCUUUUCCUCCUUCCAGUUGUCUUUUACCCUGAUGUUCUCCCUUUACUGCAAAUUCUACGUCCUUGCCAUUUUUAACACUGGGCUUUUUUUAACCUCUAUAAUUCACUGGAGGAAACCUACGUUGGGAUUACGGAGGACGAUAGACAUGACCAUGGUGGUUAUGAACUUCCUCAUGCACGCCAUCCACUCGUUCAGCAUAAACUCCAUGUGCUUCUUUGUCUGCAUCUGUGGAGCCAUUUUUAUGACAGGACUUUACUUGACCGGGAAGAAGUUCAAUUACAAUCCGUAUAGCACUCUCUACCACUUACUCGUCCACACCACCGGGACCAUGUCCGCCCUCUCCAUUUACUACAUUUCGAAGAACAAGCUUAUUGACCACUCGUGA